AUGCAAUUUAGACGGCUUACAAGGUCUGUCUUUAAGCAUAUUGUUUGUGACAAGUACAUGACUCUUAUAAAAUACGUGAGAGGUGAUUUAUUCAGUGCCGUGACUACAGCCAAACCCGUAUUACUUGCACAUGCAUGUAAUUGCCUUGGUGUUUGGGGUGGUGGAAUAGCUGCUAUUUUCAAAAGGAAAUACCCCGGCAGUUACAAACUUUAUAACGAAUACUGCAAAAAGCAUUCAAAGAAUCCGGAAUCUAUUCUUGGAACUUCAUUGCUAGUUCCUGCAGUGCAGCAAGAAAAUGUUAUUGUCGUCUGUCUAUUUACAAGUGUCAUUGGCCAAGAAUCGCCCCAUGAAAUUGCCAAAAACACGGAAAUGGCAAUGCUUGAUUUGAAGAAUAAGUUGCAGCACCCUGAAAUGAUCGGAGAUUUACACGUGCAAGAGAUGCUGAAGGAUGCCAUUGGAAAGGAAUUAUCUGUUAAUAUGCCUAAGAUUAAUAGUGGUAUCUUUGGUGUACCUUGGGAAUUCACUGAAGAUGCUCUUGAAAAGGCAGACAUGAAAUGUACAGUCUACGAAUUAUAG
Messenger RNA from Pichia kudriavzevii, 576 nucleotides. RefSeq lists its product as uncharacterized. Bases 1 to 576 code for a protein of 191 amino acids. The transcript has a single exon. The record is from RefSeq and is a predicted model, not a curated record. Gene Ontology annotation, biological process: peptidyl-glutamate ADP-deribosylation. Lineage: Eukaryota; Fungi; Ascomycota; Pichiomycetes; Pichiales; Pichiaceae.